GGCACCGCCCCCACGUGCGCUUCCCGGCCUGGGGCUCGCAGGGCGGGUCCCACUGGUUCCGUGGCUAGCCGCCGCCAGCUCCUCAGUCGCCAUUGCGGUGCGGCCAAGCCGAUCUCCUGGCUUCUCCCCCUCCCCUUUUUCUCUCACUUCCUCCUGCGCAGACGGCGUGCCCCGUGGCACUGGGCGGCUGGCCUGCGGGUGAGCAGCGGCGCAGCGCCCCUGUCCGGCCAGCUCACCUUGCCCGGCCCGGCCGUGCCCGAGUGGCGACGGUCCCCCCAAGACACCCUUUUCCCUGCAGGAUGAAGAACCCAAUGCUGGAGGCGGUGUCACUAGUGCUGGAGAAGCUGCUCCUUAUCUCCAACUUCAAGCUCUUCAGUUCAGGCGCCCCGGGCGAAGACAAGGCAAGGAACACUUUCUAUGAGAUCAACUCUUUUCUCCGCGGCGACGUUCUGGAGGUGCCUCGGACCCACCUGACACACUAUGGCAUCUACCUGGGCGACAACCGUGUCGCCCAUAUGAUGCCCGACAUCCUGUUGGCCCUGACUGACGACAAGGAGCUCACGCAGAAGGUGGUCUCCAACAAGCGUCUCAUCCUGGGCGUCAUUGGCAGGGUGGCCAGCAUCCGCGUGGACACAGUGGAGGACUUCGCCUACGGAGCCGACAUCCUGGUCAAUCACCUGGAUAGGUCCCUCAAGAAGAAGGCGCUGCUCAACGAAGAGGUGGCGCGGAGGGCGGAGAAGCUGCUGGGCAUGACUCCCUACAGCCUGCUCUGGAACAACUGCGAGCACUUCGUCACCUACUGCAGGUUCGGCACCGCGAUUAGCCCCCAGGCCAACAAGUUUUGUGAGAAUGUGAAGAUAAUUAUUCGUGAUCAGAGAAGUGUUCUUGCUUCGGCAGUCUUGGGAUUGGCAUCUAUAGUCUGUCUGGGUUUGGCAUCAUAUACUGCCCUUCCUGCAAUUUUUAUUCCAUUCUGCUUAUGGAUGGCUGGCUAACUUCAUACCCUCGUUUCAGUGUGUGUAUUCUGUGUGUAGAUAUGUUUAUAUUUAUAGAGCACAAAUCAGUAUAAGCAUCGUUGAGAAAAAUGUGACCUGUAAUACUGCGUCCUGGAUAAAAAUGUGAUUAAGAAUCACACAAAGUGCUUACCGUGUAAGCCCAAGAACAAUGGCUUUCUGAAUCUUCCCAGGCAGUUCCAUUUCAAAGCACUGCGAAUCUUGGAAACAUGACAGCUUGUGCUAGAAUUCUCCAUUACAAGAAAAUCAGCCCCUAAGAUGAUGGCCGCAGGAGAUUAUUUGUGUUAUUUUUUUUCUCUGUAAUCAUUGUUCUUCUCUGUUAAGCCUAAAUUAGAAGAUUGGAAAAUUUACUGAA
Molecule: messenger RNA, 1365 nt
Organism: Balaenoptera ricei (Rice's whale)
Lineage: Eukaryota; Metazoa; Chordata; Mammalia; Artiodactyla; Balaenopteridae
Gene: LRAT
Product: lecithin retinol acyltransferase
Exons: 2
Coding region: 300-992 (230 amino acids)
Biological process (GO): retinol metabolic process
Molecular function (GO): phosphatidylcholine-retinol O-acyltransferase activity
Source: RefSeq, a predicted model, not a curated record